This is a messenger RNA of Oldenlandia corymbosa var. corymbosa, 2710 nucleotides long. The record is from the annotation of a GenBank genome assembly. NCBI's taxonomy places the organism in Eukaryota, Viridiplantae, Streptophyta, Magnoliopsida, Gentianales, Rubiaceae.
CAGCUGCAAUAGAAUCUAAUAUUUGUUUGGAGAAUACAAAGGAAUAAAGCAUCUAGGAAAUCGAUCCCUACCAUAUACUAGUAUAAAAGACAGUAAACCACCUCAUCACUCCAAAACACAAAUGAACUGACAAGGUACGAAGUGUAUAAGAAAGAACUGCCACAAAAGUAGGGUAAAACUCAGAAAGAAUAGAGUAAAAGGUAAGAACUCUAAUCUCUCCCAAAAAAAAUCAGCCAAAAUCCAAAGGAAUGUUCUUGAAGGGUGAACAACAACCUGAUCCCUUUUGCCUAUAAGCCAUAAAAACAGAGGGAGGAAUUACCUUGCACGCCAUUGUUACUUGCUUCUGUGCAAAAAACAGAAUAUGCGGCUGUUCUUCUAUAUAUUCCUCAUUCUCCAUGUCCAAUUUCAUCAUCAUCAUCAUCGCUUCACCAUGGCGGAAGAAGACGAAGAUGUUGCUGUUGUCGCUGUUGUUAAUUCAACUUCCACUUUGGAGAAUUUCUCAAAGAAAGAUAACCAGCCACUUCCCGUUCAAACCCGUUUCCAGUUUCCUUCUCCUCUGCCUGCCUGGCCUAAAGGUACAAAUAAUUUAAUUAGUCCACUAAAUUGUUAUACAGAAUUGAAUUUUGAUUCAUCUGUUUUUGGUUUGUUACUCUGUUAUUUUUUGGUGGGAUUUUAGGUGGUGGAUUUGGUAGUGGAGUAAUUGAUUUAGGAGGAUUAAAGGUGUGUCAAGUGUCAACUUUUAAUAAAGUUUGGGCAAGUCUUGAAGGUGGAUUUGAUAAUGUUGGAGCCACAUUCUUUGAACCCACAUCAAUCCCUGAAGGAUUCUUUAUGCUUGGUUCAUACACCCAACCAAAUAACAUUCCUCUGUUUGGUUGGGUUCUGGCCGCAAAGGAUUCAUCUCAUGAUCAAAGUAUUCUAAAAAAUCCCAUUGAUUAUACCCUUGUUUGGAGUAGUGAAUCUGUGAAGAUCAAUCAAGAUGGUGUGGGCUAUAUAUGGCUUCCAAUUCCUCCAGAUGGGUACAAAUCAGUUGGCCAUGUUGUCACAAGUACACCAGGAAAGCCAUCAUUGGAUAAAAUCCGAUGUGUUCAUGCCAAUUUCACUGAUGCAAUUGACAAUGGUGAAUGGAUUUGGGGUCAUUCCGAUGGCGGCCUUAAUGUUUACGCUCCGAGGCCGGGUAGUCGUGGGCCGGGAGCUUCCGGCGUUUCUGCCGGUACGUUUCUUGUCACACUCAACGGAGGUCCUGCAUCAGCACAAUUCGCCUGUUUGAAGAAUGUUGCGGCGAACUUUUCCGGCAUGCCGAAUUUGGCCCAAGUUCAAGCAUUAGUCCAAGAAUACUCCCCAAGGUUGUAUUUCCAUCCUGAUGAAUCUUUCCUUCCCUCUUCAGUGAAUUGGUUUUUCCAGAAGGGAGCAUUGUUAUACACAAAAGGGCAAGAAAACAGCCCUGUUCCGGUAUCAAUCAACGGUUCAAAUCUGCCUCAAGGUGGUUCAAAUGAUGGAACAUAUUGGAUAGAUUUGCCAACUGAUGGUUCAGCAAAAGAUAAGGUCAAGCAAGGAAGCAUACAAGAUGCAAGAGUUUAUUUACACAUAAAACCAAUGUUUGGUGCCACUUUCACUGACAUUUGUGUAUGGGUUUUCUACCCAUUCAAUGGUGCAGCAAGGGCCAAAAUUGAGUUCAUCACAAUCAAACUAGGCAAAAUUGGGGAGCAUGUGGGUGAUUGGGAGCAUGUGACAUUGAGGAUCAGCAACUUCAAUGGGGAAUUAAAAAGGGUUUAUUUCUCCCAACAUAGUGGAGGCAAUUGGGUUGAAGCAUCUCAGUUGGAAUAUGAACCCAAUGGGAACAAGCCAGUUGUUUAUUCCUCAUUGCAUGGCCACGCCGCGUAUCCGAAUGCCGGUGCUCAUCUACAAGGGAAUGGGAAUGGGAAUGGAGAGAAUGGAAUCGGGAUCCGGAAUGAUACCGGAAAAGGUGACAACUUUUUGGAUGUUGGUAAUAGUUUUGAAGUGGUUUGUGCUGAUUAUUUGGGGUCAAUUGUGGUUGAACCACCAUGGUUGAAUUAUGCAAGGGAAUGGGGUCCUAAAAUUAGUUAUGACAUUGACGAUGAGCUUAGGAAGGUGAAGAAAUGGCUGCCUGGAAAGCUUAAGAAAGCAAUUGAUAAAAUUGUGAAUGGGAUUCCUAGAGAAGUUUUGGGUGAAGAAGGACCAACUGGUCCCAGAUGGAAAGAUAAUUGGGAUGGAGAUGAAAGAAGUUAGUUAAAGUUUUAUUUGGGGGGCACCGAAAAAAAGAAAGAAAAGGUGCCCCUACAUUAUUCCUAUUGCUAAUUUUAGAGACGAAAAACAAUUUAACUGCAUAAAUAAAUUAAAGGCAAAAAAGUUGGUGGAUUAACUUGUCUUUUGUCUUGAAUUAUUCUUGUUUCUUGUUUCUUUUUUUGAGAAUUUUUUUUCCCUCUUAAAACAAGCAAGGCCGUUCAAAGUGACAAAGCACUUUUAUUCCACGAGAAGACCUAGCUUGUAUUUUCAUCCUCUAUUUUCUUUUUUCUUUGGUACAAAUGGAAGAUGCGGUAAAAUUCUACGAGUUACAAUAGUGAGAUAUGCUAGUUCCAUUGGAAGUAUUAGUCUUUUGUUGUUUGGAUAGGUAAAUCAAAAUAAGGAUUAAACCUUUUUUUUUUAUUUUAUUUUCUUACUUUCCCUUAACAGCUGGAAAGGGGUUUACGCC